Molecule: messenger RNA, 573 nt
Organism: Cetraspora pellucida
Lineage: Eukaryota; Fungi; Glomeromycota; Glomeromycetes; Diversisporales; Gigasporaceae
Source: the annotation of a GenBank genome assembly
AUGAACCAACAGAAAGAUCAAAAACCUGUACUGGCGAUUCCAGUUUCUUUUCCACCUUUUUCCGACUUUACCAACCUCCAUAUUGAUUAUAGCAAAGAAAAUAUAUUAGAAUCAGCAUCUACUUCUAAUUUAUCUAAUGUUUCUAGCGUCUCUAGCAAUGCUCAUUUAAAUAGUAAUGCUUCUAAUAGUAAGUCAUCAAGCAGAUGGACAUCUUCAGAAAUCCAUAUUCUUAUUGAGGAAGUAGGAAAAAAUCAAAAAGCAUUACAGCAAGUAAGAGAUCCAAGACAUAAGGAACGGAUUUGGGACAAAAUUGUUUCGAAUAUACAAGGCUAUACUACUGCAAGUACUGCUUUGAAGGAAUGUUCUAAAACAUCCAUUCAACAAAAAUGGAAGUCACUUCACCAAAAAUAUCGUAGCAUUAAAGAUACAAUUAAGAACACAGGUGAAGAAGCAGUUCAAACUGAAUGGGAGUUUUUUAAUGAUAUGGAAGAGUUUUUAAAGAAUAAUCCUAGUAUUAGUGCGCCAGUAACAAGUGAUUCGAUCAGUGGAAUAAAGCGCAAACAAAAUAAUUAA